AUGUAUCGUGAUGGCAAGGUUCCAAAUGUUAAAGAGAUUCAAAGAGCUAUGUUUAAUUUUUUUCAUUGUAGUCCAAGCUAUUGGAAAUGUUGGAAGGGUGGUGUGGUUGCAAAGGAAAUAGCCCGAGGGACAGCGGAGAACGGAAAUUCAUGCAAACCGGUUUUUUCCUGCAUGUUCGAGACACUUAAUGUUGGUUCUAGUUAUUGUAUCAUGGUAAGCAAGGAUAGUCAUAGGUUCAUGUAUUAUGUCUUGGCCUUCGGUGCUUGCAUUAAGGGAUUUUCCCACAUAAGAAAGGUAAUUGUGAUUGAUGGCACUCAUUUACAUGGUAAAUACGAGGGCGUGUUGUUGACCGCUGUUGCACAAGAUACAAAGACUCAUGUUUAUCCAAUUGUCUUUUGUGUUGUGGACAAAGAGAAUGAUGCAUCUUGGACAUUCUUCUUUGAGAAGUUGAAGGAGAUUGUGGUCGAUGAACCAUAUUUGUGUUUUAUCUCCGAUAGACACAAGAGUAUCGCCAACGGUAUUGUGAACAUUUACAAUCAUGCUCAGACUUAUUCUUUGGAGGAGUUCGACAAUCAUUUUGUAGAAUUCAAGAAUAAAUGCCUCGCGACAGUCAUCGUUCUUGAGUAUGAUAUUGGUUUUGAGAAGUGGAGCAGGGCACAUUAUCCUGGCAAUAGAUAUGAUGUGAUGACCACAAAUAUCGUCGAGUCACUCAAUGCUAUUUUGAUAAACGAAAGGGAGUAUCCUGUGGCAGCAAUAUUUAAUUCGAUUACUAAGAGGUUUGGAGAAAUAUUCAGGGAGAGGCCUGCAUAUAUCCUUAAAUCAAUGGUUAAUCAAAUGGUGCCUUCUGCCAAAAAAAUCGCAAGAAAUAAAAUGAUUGAGGGCGACUCCUUAUAUGUAGAGAACAUAAUCAGGGAUGACAAUCAAUUUAUCGUGUUCGGUGCAGGUCUUACUGCCUAUGUGGACAGGCCUAUUGGAAAAGUCAAGUUCUUGUAG
This is a messenger RNA of Solanum verrucosum, 993 nucleotides long. RefSeq lists its product as uncharacterized. Lineage: Eukaryota; Viridiplantae; Streptophyta; Magnoliopsida; Solanales; Solanaceae. The coding region runs from base 1 to 993 and encodes 330 amino acids. The record is from RefSeq and is a predicted model, not a curated record. The transcript has 2 exons.